AUGGCAAAAAUUAUAAUUUCUUUAAUUUUAUUGCUCUCUUUAUUUUCAUUUUCAUAUGGUGCUUAUAAUUGUAAUAAAUUAAAUUGUUCAUCAAAAAAUACAAAAUGUAGAACAUUCUCUUGUACUAGUGUUGUUGGAUGUUAUUAUACUGAUAAAUGCACUAGCCCAGAUUUAUGCCAUAAUUCUGCUUGUAAUGCUUCAACUGGAAAUUGUACAUUAACUACUAUCAGUUGUAAUGAUAAUAACCCUUGUACUGAUGAUUUUUGCCAUCCAGGUUAUGGUUGUUAUAGUGUUCCAAACAGUUGUGAUCCAGGUGUAAUUUGCCAACAAAAUUGUAAUGAUAAUGAUCCAUGUACAUAUGAUUUCUGUGAUGCUUUAAAUAUUUGUCGUCAUUCCGAAACCUAUUGCAAUGAUGGUGAUGCUUGUACAUUAAAUACUUGUGGUGUAAAUGGUUGUAACUUUACAAAAAUAUCUUGCGAUGAUAAUGAUCCAUGUACUGCCGAUUAUUGUUCAACAUUAUAUGGUUGUUAUCAUGAACCAAUCGAAUGUUCAAUUAAAGUACCAUGUAAUAUUGAUUCCGAUUGUAAUAGAAAUAAUGGAUGUGAAACUUUUACUUGUAAUUUAUCAACAAAUACCUGUGAUUACUAUGCUAAAAAUUGUGGUGGUUGGCCAUGUAUUAAUAAUCAAUGUACAACUGGUUCAAUUUCAAAUUAA
Dictyostelium discoideum AX4 is the source of this 714-nucleotide messenger RNA. RefSeq names its product cAMP phosphodiesterase inhibitor (gene pdiA). Bases 1 to 714 code for a protein of 237 amino acids. The transcript has 3 exons. The record is from RefSeq and is a predicted model, not a curated record. NCBI's taxonomy places the organism in Eukaryota, Evosea, Eumycetozoa, Dictyosteliales, Dictyosteliaceae.